GUUAAUCCUCUCUAAAACUUGUCGUUGGGUCCCUGAACCUUCACGCGCCCAGACCUGAGCGAGUUCGUCUGACAUCGAUCUCCGUUUCCAGCCAUGGCCGCCUCCGUCGCCCUCCGCCCUCCUCUCCGUGAUGGCUCCAGUGAUUCCGGCGGCGGAACUGGUGGGGGUGGGAAGGCGGCGGUGGAGGAGGUGGCGGGAUUCGCGGGAGCUAUUGGAGAGAACAGCAGAGCAGAGGGGGAAUUUGUGGAGAAUGUCCGAUGGUUGGGCAUCGGGGGUUUCCCGUGUUUCGCGACCCACUGCGGUUGGCUGGUGGUUUUCUAUUUCCUAAGUAGGAGAAGAGAAAAAGGAAGAAAACUUGGGAAGCGAAAUGGAACAAGAGAUAUUUUUUCUCGACUUUCCAACAUACCACUGUUUAAUUAGUUCUUGAUCAUCAUUCUGUCGAGAUAUCAUGUUACAAGAAGCAAUGCCGUUUCCUGGAUGCAGUGCGGUGUUAUUUAUCUGAAAAGGCCUAUGUGCUCCAAAAUCUCUUGCCAGUAGACGGGAGCUGGAUUUGGGUCAUAGAAAACUCAUACGGAAAUUCGGUCAUCACAAGCAUUACCUGUUGCUGACUUUAAGCCUUGCAAUUACAAGCCCUCCACUGAGAUCAUCGGAGAAUCUUAUCUGAGACUUGUUCCAGACAUCAUUAAAUGAAUCCUGCGCAUGGGAAUGUGAGUAUGGAAUGGGAAAAGACACGUCUUGAGGCCGCAACUGUUAAAGAUGAUGAACAUGGCCUGCCCAAGCCUGGAAAUGAGCCCAUAAUUGAGGAAGAUGCACUAUGCUUAUCAUUCUCUUCCUCUGAUACAUCAUCUGAAGAAGAUUUCUUCCAACUAGAUGCAGUUGAGCUAAGCACAGUGACAACAAGACAUGACGAGAUGCCAAGCAACAACAUAGGACCUCCUCAACUUGGAGAGAAUGCUCAGUUGGAAGCAGCAGUUACUGUCCCUGCUGGUAAACUCGAAGUCAAAAGUCUAAGUCAGGCUGAAAGUACACUUGCUGGAUCAGUACAGGCAGGUCAGGUGUCAGUGGAAACUUCAUUCUCUCCCUGUGGUAAUCCUGGAUCAGAUAAUGUUGGAGCAAAGCAGUCCCCUCCAGUCCAGGUGAUGGGGAAAUCAGAUGGCUAUGAUCCCAACAGGAUCCCCUCUUCCAUUUUCACAAGCACCAAGUCUACAGCCGCCCCCAUGGAAUGGAGUGUCGCUUCUAAUGAAUCGUUGUUCAGUAUCCAGAUGGGAAAAUCUGGAGAGCUGACCGGCGACUACAAUGGCCAAUGGGAUGGUUAUCCUCCCAUUUCUCCUCUACCUGGCUCUAGUCCAGAAAAAAGUGUGGGUGCAGGACUGGGUUUAGAGGAACCAAGUGUGGCUGAGGCAGCUAAUGCUGAGGCCAUGAAGGAUGUUUUAAGGGCAGCUGCAGAAGAAAAAGGCAAGCCUUUAGCUGAGGGUGUGCCUCAUUCUGAUAGUAAGCGUUCUGAUAGCAGUGUUAACAGCCACCGCUCUUUUGCAUUUCCAAUAUUGACAGAUGGAAAAAAUGAGUCCAUAAAGGUGGGAUCAGUGCAUCAACAUGCACCAAAAGAGCAACCUCAGCCAGAGUCUGGUCCUCCAAAAGCAGUUCCUGAUGCUGCAGUAAAGAAAUGGUUUCCAUGCUUUUCCUGUUGCCCAUUUUGUUGCUGAGAGUUGGUGGUUUAGCAGUGAGAGGAUGCAGGAAGGUCGCCACACACCUUAAUAUCCUCUAGGGUGCCAAAAAGUAUGGAGGGAAACUCAGAUCAUCGUUGUGCGGAUCAAUGGAAAGAGUAGCUCCUUCGCCCUUGCUCCUCGGCGAGUUUUGCAGAACUCAUAUGCACCACGAGCAUGAACAGAUGGCUGACUACCUUGCUGAUUGGAGCUGCCGGGGCAAGUUUUGGUUUCAGAAUUUGCUGCUUGUCUGAUCUGUAUAAUUAUGGCUGAUGAAUCUUGUUGUUUGUUUCCUGAAAUAUAGUUGCUUUGGGUGUUUGUCCUCACAUUUGCUGUCCCAAGGAAUGAUUAACAGAUGGAUGCUGCUGCUCCGCUACAAAAUAGGUGCCCCGAUCACAACCCACCAAAUUCACCAUGGGGCAGAGUCGAAAUUGAAUAUAGUGUUAUUUUAAAAUCAAAUGUUUAUUCGAAAAAAAUUUAGCAUAAU
Elaeis guineensis (African oil palm) is the source of this 2190-nucleotide messenger RNA. NCBI's taxonomy places the organism in Eukaryota, Viridiplantae, Streptophyta, Magnoliopsida, Arecales, Arecaceae. The record is from RefSeq and is a predicted model, not a curated record.